AUGAAGGUCGUUCUCGCCAUCAAUGCCGGCUCGAGCUCGGUCAAGGUCUCCGUCUACCUGGCCGACAGGAAUGCACCCCCGAGACAGAUUGCAGAGGCCCAGAUCAACGGCCUCACGGCACCUCCGGCGCAACUGAAGUACCUGCGGGGCGAGACAAAGGUCUUCAAGGACAAGAAGGUCGAGGAGCCAUUAAAGACGCAAGACGAUGCCUUCGGGCUCAUUCUCAAGACGCUCAUCGACGACGCCGAGCUUCGAGAGAUCAACUCCAAAGGGGACAUUGCCAUCGCGGCCCACCGCAUCGUACACGGCGGCGACUACGACGAGUCCAAGCUCAUCAACGAGGACACGUACCACCAUCUCGAGACGCUGAGCGACCUGGCGCCGCUGCACAAUGGGCCGGCUCUUACCAUUGUCGACUCGUGCAUCAAGACGCUGCCCAAUGCCUCCAACAUAGCCUGCUUCGACUCGCAGUUCCACGCCACGAUCCCGCCCCACAUCUCGACGUAUCCCAUAUGCCCCGUCACAGCAAAGAAGAAUGGCCUGCGCAAGUACGGAUUCCACGGCACCAGCUACGAAUUCAUCAGUCGGUCGGUGGCAGACUUUUUGGGUAAAGACGUCAGCAAGCUCAACAUCAUUGCGCUACACCUGGGUAGCGGCGCGAGUGCCUGUGCCAUCAAGGGUGGCAAGAGCCGGGAUACGAGCAUGGGCUUGACGCCGCUGGCUGGACUUCCCGGGGCCACACGCAGCGGCAGCGUCGAUCCUAGCCUCGUCUUCCAUUAUGCGAGCGACGUGGGCAAGCUGUCGCCGGCUUCAACGGGACACCUGCACAUCACUCGUGCCGAGGAGAUACUGAACAAAGAGAGCGGGUGGAAGUCCCUGACGGGAACCACCGACUUCCGCGUCAUCUCGGAGUCGGACGACCCGAAGCACAAGCUCGCGUUUGACCUUUUUGUCGAUCGGGUGUGCGGAUUCGUCGGCAGUUACUACGUGACCCUCAAGGGUCAGGUAGACGCCCUGGUGUUCGCAGGGGGCAUCGGCGAGAAGAGCGCCCUGCUGAGGAGUGCCGUUGCCCAGCAGGCAGGCUGUCUCGGAUUCGCCAUUGACGAGACGCGGAACAAGAGCGCCGGCGGCGGGGUGGUGGAGGACAUUGGGGCGGUGGGCGCCAAGCACGGUGUGCUGGUGUGCCAGACGGACGAGCAGUAUGAGAUGGCGCGCAUCUGCGCCAACAAGCCGGAGCUGUGGUCAUGA
Messenger RNA from Purpureocillium takamizusanense, 1248 nucleotides. RefSeq names its product Acetate kinase. The record is from RefSeq and is a predicted model, not a curated record. Gene Ontology annotation, molecular function: acetate kinase activity. NCBI's taxonomy places the organism in Eukaryota, Fungi, Ascomycota, Sordariomycetes, Hypocreales, Ophiocordycipitaceae. The coding region runs from base 1 to 1248 and encodes 415 amino acids. Gene Ontology annotation, biological process: phosphorylation; acetate metabolic process. The transcript has 2 exons.